Messenger RNA from Trichoderma virens Gv29-8, 624 nucleotides. RefSeq lists its product as uncharacterized. The transcript is spliced from 2 exons. The record is from RefSeq and is a predicted model, not a curated record. Lineage: Eukaryota; Fungi; Ascomycota; Sordariomycetes; Hypocreales; Hypocreaceae. Bases 1 to 624 code for a protein of 207 amino acids.
AUGGUGUUGCUCGUUUGCAAGACACGACCCCAUAUUACUAGCAACAAACCAUCAGCUGAGGUCAGAGCCCCGGCUCAAGCCACCCAACGAUCCUCCAGCGAUAGUAUGGGAUAUACAAGUAGCAGGUCGUCUGCGGCACUCGCCGCUGUCGGUCUUGUCGGCGGCUCUCGGGGGCUCUCGGGGGCUUGUGAUGCGAUCGUCGCGGCUGCUGGAGGAAAUCUCGGGACUCGGGGCCGCGGUGUUGUGCUGCGGGGCAGCGAUGGCGAGAUCUACCGGGCCCGGGCUGGUUGCUUUCAAUAUGGCAGCAAAUCUCUCAAUUUCCUGCAGGCUCUCGCAACGUCGGUGGCAACGCCUUGGCUUAUGUCAGGCACGUGGACUGCGCAGAGGCAAAAGGCGUCGAAGCAGAGACUAGAACAAGAGAAAAACUGGGAUUUUCUUAUGGUUUUUCACUGCUGGGGCCAUGGAGCCUUUAUGACUAAGAGGAUCCUCCGCCAUCUUCCUCCAUCCAGCGCCAUCCAUCGCCAUCCAUCAACUAUCCAUCACUGGCCUCCCACCAUCGGGUUGUCGGGGCGGGGCGGCAACGGCCACUCACAGCGCCCUCAGCGCGUUGGCAGGUGCCCCUAG